Lycium barbarum (goji berry) is the source of this 1644-nucleotide messenger RNA. Its product is annotated as aldehyde dehydrogenase family 3 member F1-like. The transcript has 10 exons. Gene Ontology annotation, molecular function: aldehyde dehydrogenase (NAD+) activity. The coding region runs from base 52 to 1497 and encodes 481 amino acids. Gene Ontology annotation, biological process: aldehyde metabolic process. Gene Ontology annotation, cellular component: cytoplasm. The record is from RefSeq and is a predicted model, not a curated record. NCBI's taxonomy places the organism in Eukaryota, Viridiplantae, Streptophyta, Magnoliopsida, Solanales, Solanaceae.
GACCCCCACCCCCCUCUGCACCCCACCCCCACCCACCCCUACCCCCAAGUGAUGUCGGAGUGUGAGAAAGAUUUGGAAGUUCUUAGAGAGACUUUUAAAUCAGGGAAAACCAGAGAAGAAUCAUGGAGGAGGUCACAAUUAAAAAAUUUGCUGAGACUUCUUGAAGAGAAAGAAGAUGACAUCUUCAAAGCACUCAAACAAGACCUGGGGAAACAUCAAGUUGAGGCUUACAGAGAUGAGAUUGGGACAUUAGUAAAAUCUGUCAAUUAUGCACUGGAUGGCUUAAAGCAGUGGAUGUCUAGCAAAAAGGCCAAAUUGCCAAUUGCUGCAUUCCCUUCUUCAGCAGAGUUAGUUCCUGAGCCUCUUGGUCUAGUACUCAUUAUUUCCUCUUGGAAUUUUCCUUUCGGUGUAUCAUUGGAACCAUUAAUUGGAGCAAUAGCAGCUGGAAAUGUUAUGGUCUUGAAACCCUCAGAGCUAGCUCCUGCAUGUUCAUCAGUGCUAGCCAAGACAAUCCCUACUUAUCUGGAUAGCAAAGCUAUUAAAGUCAUUGAAGGUGAUUAUUCAGUUGGUCAGAAACUGUUGCAACAGAAAUGGGACAAGAUUUUCUUUACAGGGAGUACAAAAGUGGCUCAAAUUGUCAUGGCAGCUGCAGCGAAGCAUUUGACUCCAGUGACCCUGGAACUGGGCGGAAAGUGUCCUGCUAUCAUUGAUUCACUCUCCAGUUCGUGGGAUAAAAAUAUCGCAAUGAAAAGAAUUCUUUCUGGGAAAUUUGGGACCUGUGCUGGCCAAGUAUGUGCUGGAAUUGAUUAUAUCCUCGUCAAGAAGACGUUCGCCAACGAAUUGGUACAAAUGAUUAAAUUUGCCAUUCCAAAAAUGUUUGGAGAAAAUCCAAAAGAAUCACAUUCAAUGUCGAGGAUCGUUAACAAAACGCAUUUUUUGAGAAUAAAGAAUCUCUUAGAUGAGCCAAUGGUAAAAGCUUCAAUCAUAUAUGGAGGUUCAACCGAUGAAGAUAAUCUGUAUAUUGAGCCCACAUUACUUUUGGAUCCUCCGGUGCAAGCAGCAAUCAUGACUGAAGAAAUUUUCGGUCCAUUGCUCCCUAUCUUAACAAUGGAUAACAUCGAGGACAGUAUUGAAUUUAUCAAUGCAAAGCCAAAGCCACUUGCCAUAUAUGCCUUUACCAAAGAUGAAGAGCUCAGAAGGAAGAUCAUAAGCAGAACAUCUUCAGGAAGUGUGGUAUUCAAUGAUACAAUUAUCCAAUAUGCAGCAGAUACACUCCCAUUUGGGGGAGUAGGGCAAAGUGGCUUUGGAAGGUACCAUGGGAAAUUUUCAUUUGAUACAUUUAGCCAUGAGAAAGUAGUUGUAAGGAGGAGCUUUCUUACAGACAUCUGGUUUAGAUAUCCUCCUUGGAAUGAUCAUAAGCUUCAACUCUUUAGGGUUGGUUUUAGAUAUGAUUAUCUUAGUAUAGUUCUUAUUACACUAGGACUCAAGAAGGCUUGAUGUUUGCUCAAUAUCCAAUUUUAUACUUGCAAAUAUUUGUAUUUGUAAUUUGAUUAGUUAUCUGUCUUGCCUGCCCUAUUGAUAAAGUUUGAUAUGUAAUUUACAGUUAAGUGUGGAUUUUCAUCCGUUAUUUCAUUACUCCCACAA